This is a messenger RNA of Clunio marinus, 240 nucleotides long. The record is from the annotation of a GenBank genome assembly. NCBI's taxonomy places the organism in Eukaryota, Metazoa, Arthropoda, Insecta, Diptera, Chironomidae.
AUGUAUCAUUGGGUAAUACCGAAACCAUUAAUUCUUGUUUAUUGUUCAUGUGCAUUACUCGACUCCCCUCAUUCUCUUCACCGUCACGAGUUUUCCUUCUUUACCUAUAUGCACGGUUCGGUGAAUUAUGAACCAGAAAAAAAGCCACCAAAGCGUGUACGAGAAUUAUUGUUGAGAAUUGAAAGUAAUGUUGGAAUUUAUUGGUCUGACACAAACCAAAAGGCGAAAAUAUAUUCAUAA